UUUAUAAAUAAUAAGUAGGUAUUUAUAAUUUUGUAAAAUCAUGGGGAGGUGAGUGUAAUUUAUAAAGUAUAUUAACACUAAUUUAUUGUAUCUCAUUCGUAUCGCGCCACCAUUAUGAGCUAAUGCGAUUUCAUAGAAUUAGAGAGCAUUAGGUUCUUACAAUUCCCGUUCUAAAAUUCUCAGCCGAAAAUCUCAGCUUUCUGCAACAAAAAUGGUUUCAUUCGGGGAGCCGUGGCCGGAAUUUAACGACGGCAUAUAUUACCGUGACCUCGUCCGCGCCUCCGGAUCCGGUGCGACAUUGAUUGAAUUCUACUCUAGGAAGUACGAGAGUUCAGCUCCUUUACACGGCUGGCUGCAGAGAAUUCACAAUAAGCAGAUAACAAUCGAUGGUUGUCUUGCGACGGACCCCAAUACGAUUCUCAGGGAAGGUGCAGAACUAGUUUAUCAUAGAUUACCUUGGAAAGAGCCUGAUGCUCCAUACUUGCUGGAAAUUCUGUAUGAGGACAAUGAUGUGAUUGCUCUGAACAAGCCCUCUGGAUUACAAGUUCUACCUGGAGGAUUAUUCCAGCAGCGGACGGUCUUGACACAACUCCAAUUGCGUGCAGGCAACCUAACUACAUCAGGAUGUCAAGAAGCCCAUCCUGUUCCAGUUCACCGACUUGGAAGGGGCACAUCAGGAAUAUUACUUUGUGCAAAAACAAAGCUUGCGAAAUCUCGUCUUGCAGCUUUUUUCGCUGAUGGGACAUCAAAUGUCGGGAUAUAUAGAAGAAAUGAUCCACAGCAAAAAGCAGGAAGGAGUAUAACAAAAAUAUAUCGAGCCCUUGUGAGCGGGAUAAUCAUUGAGGAUGAGAUUAUCAUUGAACAACCAAUUGGGCUGGUCAGAUAUCCUGGUGUAGCCAAGGGGUUGUAUGUUGCCUCUCCUUCAGGGAAACCAGCCUUGAGCAAAGUUGUUGUUUUGGAGAGGGACAUGCUGAGAAAAUCCACAUUAGUCCAGGUUGAAAUUCAAUCAGGGAGGCCCCACCAAAUCCGCAUUCAUGUUUCUUUCAUUGGGCAUCCACUGUGCUUAGCAGGUGAUCCUCUUUACGGUACAGGUGGGCAACCGAAGUGUUCGAAUCAUGAAGUUGUAAAUCAAAGUUUUGCUGAAGAUGGAGGAUAUGAGAGGCCUGGAAAACCUGUUCCUGGAGACUGUGGAUACCAUUUGCAUGCACAUCGGCUAGUUUUUCCCCAUCCUGUAACAAAUGAGGUUCUGACUGAAUCCUUGUUUUAGCAUCCAAAAAUAUCCAAUUGCCGUUGGAACUCAAAAUAAUCAAAAUUACCUCACCUCUCCCAUCUAUUCUACUGACAACGGAAGAAUCCAACGCACCUCUCCCAUCUAUUCUACUGAGAACAGAAGAAUCCAACGCAAAGCACGCUUCAUGAGCAUGUAGGGUGGAAAUGCCAAGCUGUAAUAUGUUCAUCCUACUGGUUCUUGUUAGGGUCAUUGACAAUCCAAGACUAGUCUUCCACAUCAUAACAAACUUUAAGAUAUGAUUCUUUGUUCUAUUUGAGGGGGUGUGUGCGUACGCAUAGGCGCUUGUUAGAAGUGCCCUUGUGGAUUACUGUUGUAGUUUAUGUGCAGUCAUCUUGCUGUGGGGAUAAAAUGCACUCAGGUUUCUGACCUAAUUUAGGCUUCUGAUGUAAUAAUCUUGUUCCACCAAACUGGAAUAAGCUAAUUUUCCGAGAUCUUAUGUGUACCCCCACUGUUCAGGAUGCGGGAAAACAAUCAUAUAAACGUAACUUCCAAAAUAGACGGAGAUAAGGUACAGGCACAGAAAUCGUCACAAAAGUGAAAUAGUGAUAACAACAAUAAAAACCACUCACAAUCACAUCCGGAUGCCACUGAGUAAUUUCCAGGCCUGCUGGAUACAACACACAACUUGCAUUUUUGACGACUUCUUUGAAGAAGAGGGGUGAAUAGUUUGUAAGCAAUUAUGAUUUGUUCAUGAAGUCGUCGAGUUGAAGAAUGGAGUGGGGUCCCAUCACUUGGGUUAGGUAAAACUAACAAAACAUGAUCACGUUAUGCUGUCCCACCGAAGUUGAAAUCCUUCACGGGAAUUUCCAUACUCCACAGCAGAUGCAACUUGCAGUAAGAUUAUUACAUCAUGUGUAACAGACAUUCAAUCAAGUUUUCUUGAGUUGUGUCACCUACCACAAUUAUUCCUAGUGAAAAACGGUUCCAUCCCAAUCUCAGUGGCUUUUGGAACAUGAUCCGGUUAUGUCAAAAAAACUCACCCCCACUUUGGGUUGAUAUUCAAGCAAAUUAGAAAUACAAUAAUACACCAUGCAUAUGACAUAUGACACCAUAGCCACUUGAUUGACACAAUACAAUUUGAGAGAAGACAUGAUUGAGGAGCCAAAACACAUCUGAACAAGAAUUACAAUGAUUCUUGAUGGACAAUACAACUUAUACAUAUAAAUUACUUCUACAGCUACAAUUUCCAUAGCUCAAGAAGCUCACUAAUGUUCACUGCCAUUCA
Sesamum indicum (sesame) is the source of this 2516-nucleotide messenger RNA. Its product is annotated as Pseudouridine synthase family protein. Gene Ontology annotation, molecular function: pseudouridine synthase activity; RNA binding. Lineage: Eukaryota; Viridiplantae; Streptophyta; Magnoliopsida; Lamiales; Pedaliaceae. The record is from RefSeq and is a predicted model, not a curated record. Gene Ontology annotation, biological process: enzyme-directed rRNA pseudouridine synthesis.